CCUGCGUCAAAGUCAUAUUGUUUUCCGCGGAUGUGGAAAAAGUAGCGCACGUGUUUUGUUUUGUGGCUUGGCUUUAGAGCAUUUUAAUAUAAGAAAUAUACCUUAAUAAGUAAUUUGUGGUCCCUUUUGGAUAAUAUAAUUAUUAUAAGUCUGUGUAUUCGUGCCCAGUUACCAUGUAAUCUAUUGUGAAGAUAUGUCUAAAGAAGGUUAUACUGCGGAAAAAAAAGACGGUGAUAAUAAAGUGGUUUUAGAAAGACUGCAGACCUAUCUGAAGGAUAAGAGGAGCACUGAAGCAGCUGAAGCAAGUUCUGUAUACAGUAAGCCAAGUACUAGUUACGAACAAAGUCAUCAAUCAGCGCCAGUGUUCGAAGACAGUAGCAACGUGUUACGCGAAGUAUUGAACCACAAAAAAGCAGAGUUACUGCGUCAGCCCGAAGUCAUAGCAUACCUGAAGUCUGUUUCGUCCGAUCUCAAAAAAUAAAAUGGCUUUAACAGCGCAAAAAAGUGUAGCAAGCUUAAUGCAAAAAGCUUUGAAUCGUCAAGCAGCCAUCACUCGCCUGAAAUUUAAAUUUACUGAGAAGCAGGUGGAAAAGAUUAUCCUGAGUUACGUGACAGACGGUCUCAAUGGUCCAUAUCAUGAGUUGUUGAAAGCAUUGAAAGAGUAUGAACUGAAUGAUGAAAAUUACAGGAUUCUAUUUGAGGAUAGCUUGUCGUGUGUGGUGUUGUUUAAUAGGGACUUUAGUCAGUUUGUGGAACUGGUGUGCAGUGUGGAGUGGGCAAACCGCAGCCCGGAGUUGGUGGAACAGUUCAGCAAGUUUGUGCUGAGCUUGGUGACUGCACACACCUACCACUGCCCUAGGGUUAUGACAUGCCUCUUGAGAUGCUUUAAAGUGGAUGGUGAGAAUUGGGAAGAUAGUCCGGAUGAUGAGAUAGUGGCUCGAUGGUCCAACAUUCAUACAAUAAUUGCACAAAUUGUUGCAAUCAUGCCUAUGACCAGUGACAUUCUGAUGCAGACUGCUAUAGAACAAUUCCCAUAUUACAAGGCAGGAUGUUACGUCAACAGAUCAUACAUUUACAAUCUUAUUUGGAUGAGCAAGUAUAUACCUCUGCUAAAGGAACAAAUUGUAGCAGCAAUAGUUAAUAGACUAGUAGAAAUGGAUGUCAAUGUAGUAGAUUCUAACAAAAAGAAGGCUAAAGAGAAGGAAUUGUUUGAAAUGGAGGGAGACGAGCCAGACGUUGUUAGCGAUACUCUUGAUUAUUGUAUGUUGGAAAUGCUUCGGUGGCUGGAGGAUGAACGGGACCCGGCUAUGGUUAUCUUGUGCAAUGUCUUCGAAAGAAUAAUCCUGCCAACACAUGGAACUAGACACGUCCAAUUCCUCCUGCUAUACACAAUAUCCAUUAGCCAACAAUGUGCAGACAGAGUCCUGAACAAUCUAUGGAUCAUCGCAGCCGGCCUCCACGGACUUGGUCCCGGAGCAUUGUCAACUAGGAAGACAGCUGCCAGCCACCUGGCAGGCCUCCUAGCCCGAUGUGUCAGAGUGCCUAACUCGAGACUCAUACAUUACUUAAAAGCCAUGGCGGAAUGGUGUCAUUCGUACAUAACAGCUAUGCAGGAAUCGACCACGGCCAGUGAUAACACUAAAUACCAUGGAGCUUUCCAUUUUAUCUGCCAUGCGAUAUUCUAUCUAGUUGCUUUUAAGAAUCAUCACCUGUUUAUGAGUAAAGAAAGUCUGCUUUUCGUAGAAUCCCUGAACCUGCCGCGACUGGUGACCUGCGCUCUGAAUCCAUUGAAGACCUGUCCCCCGCAAGUGGUCCACGCCUUCUCCUCCGUGACCCGCUCGCACCAAGUUGUCUAUUGCCAGUCGAUCAUAGAGAAGAACACGAGGCAGACCCUGUCCACUGUCAGAUUGCAAUACGACGAGUGGUUCCCAUAUGAUCCUUAUACAUUACCAAGAUCUGGUAAAAUAAUUUGGCCACUAUGCAUAGAAUACAAAGACUUCUUGAAGGAAGGCGACGACGAGUCACAAUACUCCAAGAUGUCGAAGAAAAUGGAAGAUGAUGAUUACCUGAUGAUGGCAACCAGCCCCAAACUGUCCAGGCCGGGCUUCCGAACCAGUGAAAGUGUAUUUAUUCUGUCAAGAAAGUGAAGAAUUUAAAUGAGGAUGCUGCCUCCUGUUGGCCGGCAACGCUGGGUGUUUAUCAACAAAUCUUGACCAUUCCAUUUGGUAUUGCUAUUGCAAAAAAAUGUAGUUCGUCAAAAAUCCGUUUACUUUCUUGAUAGACUGAUUUGUAAUUUUGUACAUAAUUGAUUUGUAAAUUGCCAAAAUGUUGAAUUUUAUGAAUGUAUAGUGAAUAGUGUCAAUAGUUUGUUAAAUGGGGUGUAGAUUUAUUUAUCAUAAGCUAUUUACUAUGAUCCAUUUAAUAUUUGUAAUUUACAUGGAUCAGUGAUGCAAUAUACUUUAUUGCAACAUAAGUGAAAUAUAUAAAAAAAGAUAUAUCACUACACAAAAGUGAUCAGCAAGUUCAAACUUAAUUCAGGCUAUUUUUAUUAUUUUUAGUACAUAAUUUUAUGUACAAAUGUUCGUACAAAAUGUAUGCUAUAUUGAUUCAGUCUUAAAUAAACUGUAGUCAGUCAUACUUUAUUAUCUUUUAACUAGUAUUUAUUGCAAGAAUUUGUUUUAUAUGAAUCUUACUAGAUUUGAAGAUAGAAUCUGGAAAAAAUGUUCACAACGUUUAUGUAUGAUUGUUUACAUACAAAAAAUGCUAAGACUGUUUUAUUCUGCUAUUUAAUGAUCAGUCAUUUUAUUAAUAUGUUAUUCUACAUAUUUACCAGUGUCUUGAGUUUUCUGGUUAUAAAACUUUUGUUCGUUAUUCAAGCUAUUUAUAAUAAGCCGCCUGUAUUUUAACCAGUGAAUUUCUAGAAAUAAGAUCUUGUUAUAUUUGUAUUCAGUAGCAGUCUGCAAUAAUAAAUAUAUAUUUAUUGAAUAA
This is a messenger RNA of Plodia interpunctella (Indianmeal moth), 2988 nucleotides long. RefSeq names its product Tif-IA (gene Tif-IA). Gene Ontology annotation, molecular function: RNA polymerase I general transcription initiation factor activity; RNA polymerase I core binding. The coding region runs from base 483 to 2147 and encodes 554 amino acids. The record is from RefSeq and is a predicted model, not a curated record. The transcript is spliced from 8 exons. NCBI's taxonomy places the organism in Eukaryota, Metazoa, Arthropoda, Insecta, Lepidoptera, Pyralidae. Gene Ontology annotation, biological process: transcription initiation at RNA polymerase I promoter. Gene Ontology annotation, cellular component: nucleus.